Maudiozyma barnettii is the source of this 381-nucleotide messenger RNA. RefSeq names its product Sna4p (gene SNA4). Bases 1 to 381 code for a protein of 126 amino acids. The transcript has a single exon. NCBI's taxonomy places the organism in Eukaryota, Fungi, Ascomycota, Saccharomycetes, Saccharomycetales, Saccharomycetaceae. The record is from RefSeq and is a predicted model, not a curated record. Gene Ontology annotation, cellular component: membrane.
AUGUGUGUUUAUGUUUGUUGUUCGGUUUCCGACUUUAUUCUGUAUAUUGUGGCGUUCUUCUUCCCACCUAUAGCAGUGCUACUGAGAUCAGGUUUUUGUUCAAAGGAUUUCUUAUUAAAUAUUUUAUUGACUUUAUGUGGGUUUGUACCUGGUAUGAUUCAUGCUUUCUAUUAUAUUACAGUAACUAGUCCCCUACGUAGAGAUGUGGAAUACGUAUAUUUUUACCAGAAUGGAUGGCAGGAUUCUGAAAGACAAACUGAGUCUAACAGAGAAAAUCAAGAUAUAAGACGACCUUUGUUAGCCGAAUCGAACUACCAAGAGAGAACAAGACCCACAGAUAAUAAGAUUCAAACUUCACAACCACCUGCAUACUCCGAAUGA